Messenger RNA from Symbiodinium sp. CCMP2592, 1611 nucleotides. The record is from the annotation of a GenBank genome assembly. NCBI's taxonomy places the organism in Eukaryota, Dinophyceae, Suessiales, Symbiodiniaceae.
AUGCCUGCGUACGCCAUCCUGGUCGCUGUCCUUAUUCAGCUGGCCCACGCUGCAGAAUUUAAGGCCGUUCAUGUAUCAGCAGAUGGCAACCCUGAAGCCUUGCCACUUCGCGGUCAUUCCGCGGGUUAUGUGAGACGAGAACACAGGUCUCAGGAUCCGAGCUUAGCACAGCUUGUGCCGCAGCCGGUUAUCAAGGCCGUGGAGGAUGCCACUGAAGCAGUGUCACAUGUCAAAUCGGACAGCGCCAUUGGUAUUUGGAAGGCCGAGGAGAAGCAAGCAUCAAUCGCCAUGUCGCUUUCGCUCUUGGCCUCGCUGAGCUUUGUGCUGACGGUAUUCUACAUGUGGAACACCCCGGCCCUCGAGGUUGCCACCAGGAAGGUCCUGGUCUCUAGCAUCUCUCUGUUCUCGGUGGUGCUCCUCUUCAUGGUCAUGAAGAAGCUUUGGAAGCUGGCUGCGGGGUCGACGUCGAGUGAGUCCAGGAUCCUGAGCGAUGUCUUCUCCUUUCUACGUUUCUUGAUACUGUACAUGUUGCCCAGUCUCCUGCGGAAGCGGCUGGAGAAGCACAUGGGGACCGACCGCAUGCGGGCCUUUCAGAUCGCAGGAGUGCACCUCAUUGGCUUUGCAGGUGCCGAUGCAUUCUCAGAUUUUCUGAAGAUAGAGGUCUUCAGUGCCUCGCCGUAUGGAUACUUUCUGGGAGUUGGCUGCAUGACAGUGCUGCUCGGCCUCAUGAGCUGGGUUUCGGCGAGGCUGAGGAAGGAGCCUCAAACGGCGGAGGCAACCCCUCUCGCAGAGUCCGAUGCGACACAGGGCGAUGCGGGUGAGGCUCCGCAGCCAGAGGCUGAGACCACGGCCUCGGCUCCGGAAGCGUCCGGCAUGACGCAAGUAGUGGAGACAAUGGAAGUUGAGAUCGGAGGCUUUGUUGUCGGGUUCCUGGCUUCGAUGUGGGUGCGCUUCACGGUAACGGGAGCCGUGCCGGGGGCCAGGUUCAGGCACGGUGAAAGUCUACAGAUUUCAGGAGAAGAUGUGUCAUGGUUGUUUUGCUUCUGCUUGGCCGCCUUCUUCUUUGCCGCAGUUGCCGUGCGGCUGCCGGCCACUGCGUCCUCGGGGACGAGAAUGCAAUAUUUCCUACAGCGAAGUCGCAGGACGUUGUCCGAGAGUCUGCUGAUGUCCUUUGCUUGGCUCGUCUUCUUCCUUUGCCAGUGGUUCCUUUGGCACAUCACGGCUGAUGGUGCGGACGGCUCGCACCACACGGCCAAACUCACGGCCUCGAACGCUUUGGCUCUCAUGGCAUCAGCCUUGGUCUUCCUUCCGAUGGUUUUUGCAAAGCUUCUGGGGAAAGCAGAUUGGAUUCUUUCCAACUCCGAAGCUUUCGUGAAAGUGGCGGCUCUUGUCCUGGGCUUCUCCUGGGAGACCGCAGUCUACAUGGUCGUGCAGGGUGCCUCCGAGAGCACCGAAGGUGAGGCUACGAAGAAGUUGCUUGGGAUUACGACGAUCCUGCUCAUCCUCCUUUUCAUUUUGCCCGGGUGGUACAUGCACAUGCUGCCCGAGCCAAAGCCCGAACAGGAGAAGGAGCCAGUGGCCAAGGAAAAGGCAGAGGAGGUGUCAACGUGA